Molecule: messenger RNA, 861 nt
Organism: Schistocerca gregaria
Lineage: Eukaryota; Metazoa; Arthropoda; Insecta; Orthoptera; Acrididae
Product: larval cuticle protein 16/17-like
Exons: 4
Coding region: 66-536 (156 amino acids)
Cellular component (GO): chitin-based extracellular matrix
Molecular function (GO): structural constituent of chitin-based larval cuticle
Source: RefSeq, a predicted model, not a curated record
GGUAUAAAUGCGAGCAACCAAGAGAGGUAUGUCAGUCUGCCUUCGAAAAAAACACACUGGGCAUCAUGAUAAAGCUGCUGUUUGCUGUCGCGUUUUUGGGCGCCUGCUUGGCUGAGGAGGCGCCGAAACCCAGGGCCGUCUUCAGGUCGUCCUCCGCCGUGGGCGACCCCAACAACUGGCACGCCACCUUCAGCUACAACUCUCCAGAUGGUACAGUGCGAGAAGAGUCUAUGUUGCUCAAGAGAAUCGAUGAUAAGCUUGUGCCAGACAUUAAGGGUCGAUCAUCGUGGAUUGACAAGCAGUCGGAGAAGACAAUCGAGUUGACGUACGAAGCCAACGAGCAAGGCUUCCAUGCCGAAGGAGAGCACAUCCCCAAGCCGGAACCACCUGCGGUACCAGUCCAGGUGGAGUCUGGAAAGCAGACGGGGAUCGCGGUAGAGCCGCACGUGGCUCCUCCGUCGAAGGUUCCUCUGCCACCGCCACCCCCGCCGUCUUCGCCAGCCAGGAAGAACGUCGGCCACAGGUUCAUCGAGUGAGCACGCUGUAGCAGCAGCCAGCUGGCUCACACCACCGUAGGCGUCAUUGGGACAGGUCCUGCAGCUGCGCAGGACAAGAAUCCAUGGUUCCAUAUGACGUCACGGCGACGACAAUUACGCGCGACCACAACGGACUACGGCCUUUACCUCAGACAUCAUAGAGUAGCAGUAGUUACUACGUAUAAACAAGCAACUGACGAGAUGUACAGAGCAGCAGAUUUGGGGUCAGAGCCAUUCGUUACAAAUGUGCAUUACUUCUCUAUAAGCAAUAAAUCCUAUAUAACACAAUAACAAGAACAAAAUAUGAAUGCAUCUCGCCUCCCUC